AUGACGGAUGUGGAGGGCCACUGGUCUUAUUUCUGUAACUUCGUAGAGCUGUCAGAGGGCCUCACAUUUGCAGAAGAUGGCGAUCAGCGUGAUGCUCGACGUCCUCCAGAACUGAUCUUGAAGGACGGCUGGCACUUUGUUUUCGGUGGCGACACCUGUGACAAAGGUCCUGGGUCUUUGAGGUGUCUAGAGACGCUGGUUUCGGCCAAGAAGCGCUAUCCCGACAGAGUUCAUUUGCUUCUCGGAAAUCGGGAUAUAAACAAGAUGCGAUACACCUCUGAAUUUACGGAUGAAGAGGUGCGAAAAAUCUCAUCUGAUACACCUGGUGCAUACUGGGUUCCGGAGGACAAGCGAGUGAGUCCGUGGAGUUACUUCACAAGCCUAGCUGCUCAUGCAGAAGGCAAGGAUACGGACCACCUGACACAUGAGGAAAUUCGGCACUUCUGCACCAAGUCCAACUUGAUGAGAUAUCAUCUCAAGUACGACAUGGGCUCUGACGGCGAGUUUGAAUUUCGGCGUCAGGAGCUUGCGCACAUGUCAGAGAGGAACGUGGCCGAAGUGUCUGACGAAGAAGUCGUCAAGAGCUACGAGGAUAGCGUCGCAGAGGACGGAGUCAUGCGCGAUUAUCUCCGACUCGGAGAGAUUGCCUGCAUCCUGGGAUCCACCCUCUUCGUCCACGGCCAAAUCAUCGGCAACCAGUUCUAUGACUGCGGGCAUGAUGGUGUCGCGUGGGCUGUGGGUUGUGUGCCCUCAGAAGAUGGUGCGACCUUCGAGUGGGUGGCGGAUCUGAGGGACUGGGUAAAGCAGGUCAAUACCUGGGCCCGACGAAGUGUGGGGGCGUGGCAGGUCCAGCCAACCUGGCAAAGGUCUCCCUCCGCUCCAACUUUCGAGGAGUGGUCUCACAGAGGAGGUGCUGGGCUCAUUGCCUAUGGAACCCCCGCCACACGUGUACCUUCAGUGGUGUACUGCCGCUGGCUGGAGGGCAAUUGCAUGCCCAAGUCUCCCUGGCUCAUUGCCACGAGUACCUGGAUGUACCCUUGCAUGCUUCCGGUUGCUUUGGCUCGACCAGCGGACGUGAAGUGCGCAGCGCCGCAGCGCGUACUGGGCUCCUUCGCCAUCAUGUCGGAGCAGUCAGCAGAAGAUCGGCAGAUCGAGCAAUGGAAGGUGAAGCGCCUUGUCAGGAUGCUCGAUGCUGCACGUGGAAAUGGCACCUCAGCCAUUACAUUAAUUCUCAAUUCCAAACAGGACAUCAACCUGACGAACAAGAUGUUGACGGAGGAGUAUGGCACUGCAUCGUGCAUCAAGUCGCGGGUAAACCGCUUGUCCGUGUUGUCUGCUAUCACAUCAACGCAGCAGCGAUUGAAGAAGUACAAUCGCACUCCGCCAAACGGCCUCAUCGUUUUCUGUGGUGAGGUCUUGACGGAGGACAACAAGGAGAAGAAGCUCACCAUCGACUUCGAGCCAUUCAAGCCCAUUAACACCUCCAUGUACCUCUGUGACAGCAAAUUUCAUACCGAACCCCUCGCUGAGCUCAUGGAGGAUGAUGACAAGUUUGGGUUCUUGAUCAUGGAUGGUAACGGCUCUCUGUUCGGCACUGUGCAGGGAAACCAUCGUGAAAUCUUGCACAAAUUCACAGUGGACUUGCCAAAGAAGCACGGCCGAGGAGGACAGUCUGCCUUGCGUUUUGCGCGCCUCCGACUGGAGAAGCGACACAACUAUGUACGAAAAGUUGGAGAGACAGCGACGCAGAUGUUCAUUCCGAACGGAGAGACCCCGAACAUUAAGGGGCUGAUCGUGGCAGGUUCUGCGGAGUUCAAGCAGGAUCUGACGACGAACACAGACCUCUUCGAUCAGAGACUAGCGGCAAUUGUCAUCCCCCCGCUCCUUGACAUUAGCUACGGUGGAGAGGCUGGUUUCAACCAGGCGAUUGAGCUGUCGGCAGAGACACUAAGAAACGUGAAGUUUGUCCAGGAGAAGAAGCUAGUCACGAAGUUCUUGGACGAGGUUGCCACAGACUCUGGCCGAUACUGCUUCGGGAUUAAGGAUACGAUGCAGGGCCUGGAGGCUGGUGCUGUGGAGAUCUUGAUCAUUUGGGAGCAGCUGGAUAUCAAGAGGCUGGUCAUCCGGAACCCGCACACCGAUACAGAGGAAGUCAAGUAUGUGACUCCAGAACAGGAGAAGGAUCCAAAGCUGUACGUGGACAAGGAAACGAACGUAGAGCUGAACGUCACGGAGAACGAGGCGUUCUUGGAUUGGAUAGUUGUGAACUACAAGAACUACGGCACCAAGCUGGAGUUUAUUUCGGAUAGGUCGCAGGAAGGCAACCAGUUCGUCAAGGGCUUUGGAGGCAUCGGUGGGCUCAUGAGAUACCAGCUUGAGUUUGACAUGCUGGAGGAGCCCGACCUGGCGGAAGCGGACAGCGAUGAUGACUUCAUGUGA
Messenger RNA from Symbiodinium sp. CCMP2592, 2439 nucleotides. Lineage: Eukaryota; Dinophyceae; Suessiales; Symbiodiniaceae. The record is from the annotation of a GenBank genome assembly.